Molecule: messenger RNA, 1695 nt
Organism: Laetiporus sulphureus 93-53
Lineage: Eukaryota; Fungi; Basidiomycota; Agaricomycetes; Polyporales; Laetiporaceae
Exons: 7
Coding region: 27-1451 (474 amino acids)
Molecular function (GO): zinc ion binding
Source: RefSeq, a predicted model, not a curated record
CAAGGUGCUUGGACUGGAUCUAAAUCAUGAAUCCGUCGACCCGGAUCCCCACAGUUGAUGACUUGAGGGUCAAGCUGUGCUUCAUCUGCAGGGAGGAAGAGCGUUUUGACAAUCCUCAAGAGCCCCGCCGGGCAUGGGUCCAUCCCUGCAACUGCACGCUCGUUGCGCACGAGUCGUGUCUCCUCCAGUGGAUCAAGGCCGCCCAGCAGGAUCCGGCGCGUGCGAGGAAUGCCCUGAAGUGCCCACAAUGUGGCGCCACAUACGAGCUUGAAAGCGAUAACCCGUUCAUCCUACGGCUGCUUGACCAUGUCAAUGCGAGCUUGUCUGUCGCAGGAAAGGUUGUCAGUGCGGCGGGGCUGGCGGGAAUCAUCGUGUCCUUUGGAUUCGGAAUCUACAUCAUUUGUACCUCAUACGGUGCCUAUGCCAUUCAGGAAUUUCUGGGCAAGGAGAUGUACAACAUCCUGCUCACCGACGACCCGAGCAACUGGCCAUGGCAUGCCUACAUGGACCUGCCCCUCAUCCCUUUCAGCCUUAUCUUCUCCCGAACACGCUUUUUCGACAGCCUCCCCUUCGUCCCUCUCCUCCUUGCAUGGCCGUCCUCCGCGCCCGUCGCCUCCACAACAGGCGUCAUCGCCGCGCGCUGGGCUCCUGCCGUACGCGCACCGCCCGCUCCUUCACAUGUAAUUUUCACAUGGCCGCCGUCGCCCAUUGUCGUCACGAUGCUCUUCCCUAUCCUCACUGCGUUCUACCGGCGCGCAUACUCACGUAUAAAACAUCAGAUCAUGGGAACACAGCCAGGCAUGCGCCCUGCACUGCGCGAGGUCGUCUGGGACUUUGGCGGCGACGGACCCGUCCCGCUGCGGGCGCGCAUCGGCGUGAAUGUCGAACCCGCCGAUCAUCGGCGACCGCAAGGCGGGGAGCAGGCGCAGGGCGAGGAGGAGCCGGACGACCCUGGACACGUCGCAGAGCGGACGCUGCGCGUGACGAAUGCCUCCCUGGGACGGUUCAUUGGCGGCGCGCUUAUGAUGCCCGCUAUCGCGAAUUAUAUGGGUGCGAUACUGUACCGGCUGUCGAAGCACUUCCAGCUCCUGCGCCGGUUCUUGGCCGUGCGUCCACCGUUGCAGGGACCGGUUCCCCCGCCGGUCGAUGCGUGGGUCGAUAGUCAAACCUUCAGCAAAAUGGGGUACCUCAAGCAGAUUGGGCUAGGGAUGCGGACGGCGUUGGACCUCAUAUGCGGAGGAACGAGAUCCUGGCAAGAGUGUGACCCCGUCUGGUGGAGAAACUCCAUCGGACUUGGUAUUUUCUUGGUGGCCAAAGAUUGUGUGAAGCUAAUGCACCUAUAUCUGGCCAAGCGCGAGCUGGAGACACGACGCAUCAAGAGCCGCUCAUUUGCCGGGGUGGAUAUGCGAGAGCUUGAUCUAGUACAGCGUCCCGAUACUCCAUCAACAUGAUCCUUGAGUUUGAGUUCGAUGUUUCAUGUAUUUUUGGCAUCCUUGUUUAUACAACUCACGCCAAACUCUAGCUGGUGUACACCCGGACUGGGCUUAAAAGUCGACAUACAGCGGAAGGAGAUGGCAUCAGAGUAACAGUCUAACGCUACAUUGUGCAAAGCAACGGAUGUGCUAAGAUAGGGGUCAACUAGUGAAAGAGUAUACAAUGUAUGUAUAUGUUUAGUCAACUUCGAGCACCGUUCCG